Opisthocomus hoazin is the source of this 1159-nucleotide messenger RNA. The record is from RefSeq and is a predicted model, not a curated record. NCBI's taxonomy places the organism in Eukaryota, Metazoa, Chordata, Aves, Opisthocomiformes, Opisthocomidae.
AUGGAUAUGUUUAAGGAGACACCAUGCAGGCAUCUGUCAGGAAUGGCCACAGUGCUUUCGGUCCUGCCUUGGAUGGGGGAAUGGAGUGCCAAAUCCCCUCAGGUGGAUGGAAGUGGGCGUGAUGGUAGAUCUAAGCAUCUCUUCUGUUUUCUCACCAGAACAUGGGUCAGAGAAGACCCCUGUAUUCGCCCUAACUCUGCAGGCCUCUCCAAGACUCCUCUGUGUCAAGCGCUCCACGUAACGCUGAAUCUGCUCAGCAGUACGUGUAGCCCCUCCACCCUCCGCGGCUCUUCUGCACACAAAUUUGCAGGUGGUCACCCAGAGCGAGCCCAAAGCUGUCCUCCCUGUGCCACUGUGGCCAUGGACCUGCUCUCCCACCAUCGGGAAGAGAAGGCUGGAGUACCUAGUCAAGAUGUAUGCCGCUCAGGCCCUUGGCAGGACUCCCAAGCAAGUCUUCAGGUGACAACUGGGAGGACCAGGUCUCUAGUGGACAAGAAGCAACGGACACAAGUUGAAACAAGAGAACUUCAAGCUGGAUAUAAAGAGGAAGAUUCUUUCCCUGAGGACAGUCAAGCAGCGGAACCAGUAAGAGUCGAGAUCUGCCUUGAAAUAGGCGCUGGGUCUGGCGUGGUUUCAGCGUUUCUGGCGUCCUCCGUCAUCGGGCCCGGCGCGCUGUAUGUAUGUACAGAUAUCAACCCGAUGGCAGCUUACUGUACACUGGAGACAGCUCUGCUUAACAAUGUUCACCUUGAGCCAGUCAUUACUGACUUGGUCAAAGGACUGUCUCCAAGAUUAAAUGGCAAGGUUGAUCUACUGCUAUUUAAUCCACCAUAUGUGGUAACACCUUCUGAAGAGGUGGCAAGCCACGGAAUAGAGGCAUCCUGGGCUGGUGGCAAAAAGGGCAGAGAAGUAAUGGAUAGAGUUUUUCCAUUAGUACCAGAUCUACUUUCACCAAGAGGAUUAUUCUACUUAGUCACAAUUAAAGAAAAUAAUCCAGAUGAAAUUCUGGAAACGAUGAAGAAACAUGGCUUAGAAGGCACACGAGUACUCUCCAGGCAAGCAGGACAAGAGAUGCUUACUGUCCUCAAAUUUAGCAAGUCCUCAAAUUUAGCAAGUCUUGAGAACUGCUCUUAACCUUCCAGACACUAGGCAUUGGAGA